AACGUGCGCGACGUUUUCGAGUGGCUCGGCCAGGGCCCCAUCCUCAAGCAGCUGCACUCGCCAAAGGUGGAAUACAAGAAAAAGCUGCUGACCCGCGGCGGUGGCAUGUUACGCGACCGGACGGCCGCCUUUGACAUGGAGUGCGACCCGGCGGAGGAGGUGUGUCGAAAAAUGCUGCCCGAAAUAUCGGAGCUGGAGCCGAUCGACGUCUCGCAUCUUCCGAGGAUUUCAACCGGCGCGAAAUGUCCAGAAUGCCCAUUCGUCGGUUUGGAUGGAGAGCACACACGCGUCCAUUACGCCAGGGAGCACAAGCAGCCGUUCUCGGAUUUUGACAGUCUGCGAACGCACGUUGCCGACGCCCACGCAGCUGAUGAGGAGUGCUACAAGUGUCCGACGUGCUGCGUCUCGUUCCAGAAGGCCGGCCAUUUCCAGAAUCACAUGGCCAGAUACCACCCGGCACUUGCUGAGCUCAUCAAA
Molecule: messenger RNA, 477 nt
Organism: Mesorhabditis spiculigera
Lineage: Eukaryota; Metazoa; Nematoda; Chromadorea; Rhabditida; Rhabditidae
Source: the annotation of a GenBank genome assembly